AUGGGUUUUAGUAUACUAGAGCGUAAUCGAUUAGACCGUUACGAGUUUGAAAUUUUCAUUGGUGAAGUUAAUUUUACGGGAUUUAAUGAAGAAUUAGAAAACUGCGAUGCAAAUAACAAAAAUGUUUUAGAUGAAUCUGGUUCAAAAAAGAAGUAUCAAGUAAAAAGUAUACCUACCAUAAAGGAAUUGUUGGAUAAUAUAUCUCAAUUGAACAUAUCCAAUUAUGAUAAAAUUGAGGAAGAUCCUGAAGACCAAUGCUCAACAUAUUAUGAUGAUUUUGAAUCAAAUAAGUCGCUUACUGAUAUCGUUAAAUCACUUACCGAACGGAAUCCUUUGGAAUUAAUAAUUCGUGAAGACUUACAAGACAGUCAAAUACAAUUAGGCACUGUGUCCGUCAUGCUCAGCAGUUCGUUAGGGUUUACUAGUGCAAUAUGUAGCCAUUUUUUUGAAAAAGGUUACGAUCCAUAUGCACAUACUGUUGAAAACGAAUACGAAGUGAAAAAUAUGGAUGGUAGUCAGACCAUUAGGGAUAUGUUUGUGCGUUUGAAGCUAACGUGUCACGGACCCGAAACAAUGCAAGUCAAUCAAAUUGUAUUAAAAUCAAACGAACCGAAACUACAACCCAUAUUCACCGAUAGCGAUCCAUUUGGCUUUCAUUUAAAAAAACCUAUCAAAUCUCCACCAACGAUGAUGUAUGACAAUAUAAGCAAAUGUAUGGGAAAAAUACAAGUAUUUAACCCUGAAAUAAGAGAACUUCUCGACUUCCAAAGGACCCAAGAAGUAAAAGAAAAUAAAUCAUGCGUUUUUCCUUGUAAAGGAUUGAUAGGAAACGUAGAAACAAUUUUGUUUGACGGUACAAAACGAUUUGACGUCUCGAUGUGCAAGUCAAACCUAGAAGUAAACCAAGCCUGCAGCAGUGUUAAAACUCGUGGAUCAGUGAAUUCGGCCAAAGUAGAAAACUGCAAUGAUUGUAAUACGGAGAAGAAAUCAAUAUAAAUAUUUUGCGAUUGAAAUAGUAUUAUGAAAUGUUUUGAAAAACAAAAAAUAAAAAAUAUCUGCCUUAAAAUAUUACAGCUUGAGUGCGGAGAGUAUGAAAUACUAUAAAUAAUAUAUUUGAUGUUUUAUAUUUAAUUGAUAACGAUGUACAAUGAAAAGAAAUCGCUAAUUUUACGCCAAGUCUUUAUUGGUAAAAACAAAAAUUAC
This is a messenger RNA of Acyrthosiphon pisum (pea aphid), 1203 nucleotides long. RefSeq lists its product as uncharacterized. Lineage: Eukaryota; Metazoa; Arthropoda; Insecta; Hemiptera; Aphididae. The transcript is spliced from 4 exons. The record is from RefSeq and is a predicted model, not a curated record. The coding region runs from base 1 to 996 and encodes 331 amino acids.